CUAGUUCGUACUCUGAGACACACCUCCGUAUCCAGUCUCAACACUGUUCCAAGGCACGUUGCCAUUUUUCAUGUUCUGAGAGAGCAGAUCCAACCGUUCGAGCAAUGCCGAAGUGUCUGUCCGGUUUUGCAAUCAAGAGGCCUGCUUACCAUGCUGCCAUGUCUUCAACACCGAAACAGAUAGAGGCCCAAGCGGCUUUCAACUAGGAAAACGCUUAACCUUGAGGAUAAUAGGGAUGUCAUGCGGUAAGGACAGCAUCUUUUCCCUCUACAGUGGUGACUUCCUCGAUACAAGACAUGCAUCGGUUUCGUUGCCUAGCACCACUAUACCACCUCAUCACCGGCCUGGCGGACCUCCAGACUGGAUCAUCCAUUGCUUUGACUGCCCUAAUGGGUAGGACCAUGCAUGAGUGUGGUCGUGCUGUUUCACGUUGUGGAGGGCCUGGAAGACUCCUUGAUGCAUCCAACUCCAACCGAGUCAUGGUGAGUAAGCGACCAACCCUCUCUCUUUCUACGAGAUACCUUAGUACAAUACUAGAGGUAAUGAGUCAAAACAUUACCAUAAGUUGCUAGCAGUGAACCCGGUAGCCUGCUGGAU
Molecule: messenger RNA, 597 nt
Organism: Chaetomium strumarium
Lineage: Eukaryota; Fungi; Ascomycota; Sordariomycetes; Sordariales; Chaetomiaceae
Exons: 2
Coding region: 297-572 (91 amino acids)
Source: RefSeq, a predicted model, not a curated record